CCGCCAAGCUGCAGUCUCGCGCGGAGGCUAGUCCGCCUCUCGCCGCCUUCGUGUUUCAUACUCAUAUUCCUAUAGUCCGAUUCGUUUCCUUUAUUAUCGUCUCCUUUGACCACGUGGUCGAGACAUUUGAAAGAGUUGUAGGGAAGGAAAAGAACAUCAAAGCCAUCUAUAAAGAUGUGACGUUAGAUGAAUAUUUUGAGAAGAGGGGUGGGGGUACGUUCCCUGCAGCAAAAGAAGCGCCUGAAGGGGAUGGCAUCAUUAAACGGGAUAUGACAAUGCUCAAGGAAAUCCAUCCUGGGCUUUUAUCUUUGGAGGCAUGGAUGAAAGAGGUCGACUAUGAUGGAACGGGGAAGCCUUUGCUCAAGAAUCUCGAUCAUCUCAACGGAAAGA
Acaulospora colombiana is the source of this 390-nucleotide messenger RNA. NCBI's taxonomy places the organism in Eukaryota, Fungi, Glomeromycota, Glomeromycetes, Diversisporales, Acaulosporaceae. The record is from the annotation of a GenBank genome assembly.